AUGCGUGAACGGGACAUCCCGUACACAGCAGUGAGCACCCCCAGUGGUAUGCUCUGGGAGUGGCUAGUGAUGCUACAGGGGCUAAGUAACGUCCCCGCAACGUUUAUUAGAUGUGUUACGAACCUGUUGCGAUUGGUACGCGAUAUCGCACCGAGUUACUUCGACAAAGUCUUCGUACAUAGCCGGGCUAUGGAUGGAAAGACGGACGUGGAGGUUCAUAGAAUCCACGUCCGGAAGGUUCUUACACUAGUGCGAGAGCAUAAGUUGUUCGUGAAUCUCAAGAAGUGUAUAUUCGCAGCAAACGAAAUACCACUUCUUGGCUGCAUCGUGGGUAAAAACGGUGUACGCCCUGAUCCGGAAAAGAUCAAGGCGAUUAUCAACUGGCCUGUGCCAGUCGACGUUCAGGGAAUUCAAAAGUUCCUUGGAUUGGCGGCGUACUUGCACAAAUACUCGCGCAACUACGCCGAGAUGACCGCACAUCUCUCUCGUCUACUAAAGAAAAACGAGAGAUGGUCAUGGAGCGCUGAGUGUCAGCACUCUUUUGAAGGCAUCGAGAAAAGCUUGAUACAAUCGCCUGUCUUGGCGAUUGCGGACCAAAACAGACCAUUCUAUGUGGUCUGUGACGCCAGCGAUUUUGCAAUCGGCUGCGCGUUAAUGCAGUAA
This is a messenger RNA of Peronospora matthiolae, 663 nucleotides long. The record is from the annotation of a GenBank genome assembly. NCBI's taxonomy places the organism in Eukaryota, Oomycota, Peronosporomycetes, Peronosporales, Peronosporaceae.